Messenger RNA from Gasterosteus aculeatus aculeatus (three-spined stickleback), 4187 nucleotides. RefSeq names its product klotho beta (gene klb). NCBI's taxonomy places the organism in Eukaryota, Metazoa, Chordata, Actinopteri, Perciformes, Gasterosteidae. The record is from RefSeq and is a predicted model, not a curated record. Gene Ontology annotation, molecular function: hydrolase activity, hydrolyzing O-glycosyl compounds. Gene Ontology annotation, biological process: carbohydrate metabolic process.
UUUGAGCUUUGUCCUCAGAAACAGCUCAGGAAUAUCCUCUUUAAGCGUUGACCCGCUCUUUUAAAUUGUUUUUUUUUUCUUCUUUCUUCUUUUUCAUAACAUGGCAAUACAAUUGAAGCAAUUCUGGAAGGAAAAGAAGCGUCUUAAAGCGUGGCAUGAGGAUAUGAGUCAAGCUUUGUGUGGACAUUAUGCGGUAGGGAGGAGCUGAGCGGGAGCACAAGUAACCCGAGGGAGAGAUAGGGAAGCCUGACCAGGUUGUCAGAUGGAUUCUGCAGCGCCUUGAAGCUUCAGACUCUCUCCUGGAUGUGAUUACUCUUCACCAUAAUGGGGUUUUUUAUUUCCUCAAGAGGAUUUACAAUAUCGAACAGAGCCGUUGCUCUGACUGACACCAGCUCCUGCCUUUAAGUGGAUUUCUGAAUCAAGAUCGACUCCUUCAGUAUGCUGAACCACCCUUUCACUCCCACUGCAAAGUACCUCUUACUCUGCCUCCUGUUGUUGUCCCUUGGUUGGGAAAAGGCAGCCUGCACUCUUGGAGACGGCAGGAAGAUUUGGCAGCAGCCCAAGCCGGACUCUAUCAUCAAAGACCGGUCUUUCCUUCAUGAUACUUUCCCUUCGGGGUUCCUUUGGGGGUCAGGGACGUCUGCCCUCCAGACAGAAGGGGCCUGGGAUCAGGAGGGGAAAGGCCCGUCCAUAUGGGACCAUUUCACCCACUCCAAUAUCAGUGAUAAAUUGGCACCUGAGACGGCCCAUGUGGCUAGUGACAGCUACCCUCACUGGGACAAAGAUGUGGAGGCACUGGAGUAUUUAGGCGUAAGAUCGUACUAUUUCUCUCUCUCCUGGCCCAGACUCUUCCCCGAUGGAAACGCUAAAAGUCGGCCAAACAAAGCUGCCGUGGAGCAUUACAGCCGUCUCAUAGAGAGGCUCCUGGAGAAGAGAGUUGAGCCCAUUGUCACCCUCUAUCACUGGGACCUGCCACAAGUCCUGCAGGAGCACUAUGGAGGCUGGAAGAAUGAGUCCAUAGUGGAACUGUUUGAGGACUACGCUGCCUUUUGUUUCGACACAUUUGGGAGCCGCGUCAGGUACUGGCUCACAUUGCAUAAUCCGUAUCUGGUGGCUGUGCAGGGCUAUGGGACAGGUGUGCACGCUCCUGGAGAGAAGGGGGGUCCCGCUGGCUUUCUCACUGUGGCUCACAACCUAAUCAGGGCGCACGCCAAAGCAUGGCACACCUAUAACACCCACUUCCGUCCGGCUCAGAAUGGAAAAGUCUCUAUUGUUUUGGGGUCCCACUGGGUCGAGCCUCAAAGGGGCCGAGCCACAGUCACAAACAUUGAGCUCUGCCAGCAGUCAAUGGAGGCUUCCCUCGGCUGGUUUGCCAACCCCAUUUUUGGUGAUGGGGACUACCCAGUCUCUUUAAAAACGAAGUACGGGGGCCUCUUGCCCACAUUCUCUCCUGAGGAAAAACUCUGGGUGAAGACAACAGCUGAUUUCUUUGCCCUGUCCUUUGGGCCUAACAACCUCCGUUUGGACCGGGGCCUGAUCCAGUACGGGCAGACCGUGACCCCCGACCUGAGGCGCAUACUGGGCUGGAUAAAGCUGGCGUAUGGGGACCCAAAAGUGCUUGUGACAGAGGGGGGCUGGUUUUCUGAAGCCAGUGUAGGAAAGGAGGACACAGUGGCCAUUUACCUGAUGAAGAAGUUCAUCAACCAGGUCCUGCAAGCCAUCAGGUUUGAUGGGGUGCAGGUGUUUGGGUAUUCUGCCUGGUCCCUUGUGGAUGGAUUUGAGUGGAAUUAUGGCUACACUGUUAGGCGAGGCCUAUUCUACAUUAAUUUCAACGAACCGAACCGAACCAGGACCCCUAAGACCAGUGCUCAGUACUACCGGCGCGUUGUGAGUGACAACGGUUUCCCCAGCGACGAAACCUCCAGCCGGAUCACCGGCCGCUUCCCCUGUGACUUUCACUGGGGGAUUGCUGACUCCACUAUACAGGUCCAGUUCUACCCUUUCUCACCACAGUUUACUGACCCCCAUUUGUACAGCUGGAACGUGACAGGAGACGGAUUGUUGCGUCGGGUCCCUGGGGUGAAGAUGCAAACCAGACGAGCCCAGUGCACCGACUACUUGGCCAUCCGUGGUCAUCUCCGCCUGUUUGAGUCCACCGGGGCCUCUCAUUACCGCUUUGCUCUCAACUGGUCUCUGAUUUUACCCCAGGGAGACCUCUCUAAUGUGAACACUGAAGCUCUGAGGUACUACCGCUGCGUUCUGUACGAGCUCAAGAGGUUGAACCUGGAGGCUGUGGUUAUUCUCUACCACCCCACCCACAGAUCUCCUCAUCUAGGUUUGCCCGGGCCACUGCAGGCCUCUGGCGGUUGGCUGAACUACAGCACCGUGGAGGCCUUUCAGGAGUAUGCAGCACUCUGCUACCAGCAGCUGGGGUCCUGGGUUCCAUACUGGAUCACCGUUAAUGAGCCCAACAGACUGAUAGACAUUUAUUCCAGUUGGAAAGAGAAGCAUCAGGCGGCUCAUAACCUUCUUCUGGCUCACGCUAAAGCCUGGAGGCUGUACGAGAGGGAACACUCGGCUCGCCAGGGAGCACUGGUAUCACUUGCUUUACACGCCGACUGGGUUGAACCCGCGAACCCCUUCCUUGACUCCCAUACAGCAGCAGCACAGAGGUUCCUUUUGUUUGAGCUUGGUCGGUUCUUAGACCCGUUGCUUGGGACCAGAUAUAAGGAGAAGCACAGCAACGUGGACUAUCCCGAAGAGAUGAAGGCAUACCUGGAGGAGAGAGCUGGAGUAAUGGGCCUCCCCGGAUCCCCUCUUCCUACCUUUACUGAGGCUGAGAUGAAGGAGCUCAGAGGGACAUUGAGUUUUAUCGCUCUGAAUCAUUUUACCACCCGCUUGGUCGCUCCAUAUCUCCACACACCAGACAAUUUUCAGCGGAAACAACCUCCUGAUCAUGGCUGUCUGAUCCUUUCGGAUCCCACCUGGCCCUCCUCCAGCCUGGGGCAGGCUCUAGUACCCCGGGGCCUGCGGAAGAUGCUGAACUGGGUGAGCCAGAGAUAUGGAGGCGCUCUGCCUAUCAUUGUCACAGCCAGUGGGGUGGAUGAUCAGGCUCCUGUGGAGGACAAACUCAGGCAACACUUUCUCAAGAGUUAUCUGCAGGAGGCCUUAAAAGCUCGCCAAUUAGAUAGAGUCAACCUGCAGGGCUUCUACGUGUGGAAACUGCAAGAUCGACAUGCCCCCCAGUUUGGCCUCUUCACUUCAACCCACCAUCAAUCUAAGGCCAAAGCCUCUAUCGCAAUCUACAGAGAGAUCAUCACUCAUGGUGGUUUCCCUGAAGAUAGAACCACGCAAACCUGCCGGUCUAGUGAGCUGCAUGUACGUUGUUCUGUGUGUGCAUGGAUGUUCAGGCACAAGGCAAUGUUGGUCUUUGCAGGUCUCAUCAUAAUUACAGCCCUGACGUUGGCAGCACUUGUCGUCUUUGUCAUCAUCACCAAGAGAAACCAGACAAGAGGCAGAGGGAGGAGGGUGAAGAGGUGGAGAAAAAGGGAAGGAGUCGCUGUAUGCUUAUGUCCACCUGUUAAGUGCUAACUGUAGAGACAUUGAUCCAUAACGUAUAGCACACAUACUGUAUGUGGCUCAUUGACAUUGUCUGGUCCAAUGAUGUAUGUAUCUGUGCUUGUAACAAAUGUGUGAUCAGUUUACCAACAAUUACUGUAAAAAUCUAUCUAUCACUAUCUUCUUCUCUUUCAUUGUAAAAAUGUGUUAUUCCUCCUUUAACUAAUUGCUUACCUUACUUAUGUCAGAAAUAUGUCGAUGCCGUGAUUCUGGUAUUGGUAUUCUGGAGUCAGUGAGGUUUGAAUAAUUUGGAUACUACUUCUAAAUGUGUUCUUACCGGAAAUGAGUGUGAACCUCCGCGAGACAAUGACGCCCCCUAGCGUCACACUGUAGAAACAAGGAUCUGUCUUUUGUUCAUUUUCUUUUGAGAAAAUACCAAAAGUUCCUGUGACUGAUUCUUCAAUUGAUACAUACUUUGGACUUGAAAGCUGCGAAUCAGAACGGAGUUGUCUAACUUAAUUCUGUGGGAUUUUGGACAAUCUGUGAAUGACUAUAUGUAAACCGAUAGCCGUUGUAUGAAAACCUGUUUACCUGUUCUGAGAUCACUGCAUUAAAAGUCUAAAAUGUCA